CCUUGUGUCUAAGACAACGUUGCUGUAUCGCUGAGGGAUAAUUGUUCAGUAUAGGGAAUUUAAAAAAGUAAAUAAAAAUUAAGGGGGAAAUAACUAGUAAAGGGACAUGAAUAAGUCAACUUGCAGUUAAACAACAAACACUUUUUUUUUUAAACAUUUUGUGUGUGAACGUCCUUAUUUGCAGGACGAAGAAACUUGCUUUCACCAAUUUCCACUACUAGCGGUAGCCCAUUAUCAUCAACACCGCCGAUUUCCCUUGGGUUUUGUUGAAGCCAAACGUCGCAUACUUCACAGCAGAAAUUACACCAAUCUACGACUGUUUAUGGAACACUUAUGCAUAUCUUCUUGUGACAUAUCGCGUGACCAGCAAUAAAUGAUCAAAACGAUAUUGUACAGUGAAAUAUGGCUUCUUUCGAAGAAUGAACGGUGACGAAAUGAUUUCCUCCUUAUACAAACCUUACAGACCCACAUUUUCCCAUCAAUAGCGUCACCACUCGUAGUGAGGCCACAUGGUAAAUUACGAUUUUCGCAAGUGUACAUAUGCAUAAUUAGUCGAUGCCGUGUCAAGCACUGAAAAAUCUUGUCUCCUGAUUCGGCUAAUUGAGUGAUAAUCCAAGAUUGAUUCACAGUUGAGGACAUAUUUCUCUGUAAGUAAACAAUGAGAACCUAGGUAUCUCCCUCUUAAUCUUUAUUUACGUUUUCAAAUCACCUAUACUGAACAAUUACUAGAAAAUGAGGUACUAACUUGUGGGAUACAGGUGUCCCGAAAUAUUGUUUUAACGAUAUGAGGGGCCCGACAAUAUCCUCUGUGAAUUUUUAAUUGUUUUUAAUCCAGUUUUUUUUUACAAAGUUUAUUAUAUUUGUUCAUUUUAUUGUGAUAUAUGACAGAAAUAAUUAUAAAACAAUAGACUUAAUAUGUUCAGUUUAUUGUAUCGUUAAGUCAAUAUUUUGGGACCCUUGUAUCCCACUAGUCCAAAAAAUAAAUGCGAUCUUUGUCAUCAGCAUGCCAGACUUACACCUGCGUAGAAAAUCUGAGAAAACUCUAGCGCUUGGAAAGCAGUUAUAAAUAUUCACGCAUCCUCGACAUAGUAAUUAAGUUAUAGAUGAGAUUAUUUACAGCAAAAGAUUUUGUCUUCUCACGUAUACUCCAUACGCAUGCGCAAUGGCUAUACUUCGCGCCAAGUUGCGAUACCCAACUGUUGUGAUGUUUGAUUCAUCUUUCUCAUCUACUUCACUCAUUUUAACAACUUUUGUAAAAUAUUUCUCAACUACUGUACAAUUAUAACAAUAUCAUUUAUCAGACAUUUGUGAAAUGGGAAAUGGGCAGAUCUCCAUGAUAUCUAAAUCAAGAAGAUGAACCAUAAUAGAUUAUAACCAUUUGUCAGCAUCUAAGAAUUUACCGAGGAUUAAUAUGGAGAACAUUAAAUAUUUGGACACUUUUAACACAACUGUUUUUAACAAUAUUGAUACUUUUACACAGUCAGACAGGGAUGAAGAACUUGUUAACAAAAAUAUUCCUGAAUAUAGCUGUGAGAUUUGUAAGAAACUAUUCUCUUCAGAACAUGAAGUUUUCACACACAAAGAAAUACACAACAGGGAAAAAACUUUUUGCUGUCAAAUAUGCGGAAAAUAUUUUCUCAAGAACAGUGAUUUAACAAAACACAAAAGGAUACACACUGGAGAGAAACCUUUCUGCUGUGAAAUAUGUGGUAAAUCAUUUUCAGAUAAUUCUACUCUUGUAGUUCACAUACGUAGUCACACUGGAGAGAAGCCCUAUCAUUGUGAAAUUUGUGGGAAAUAUUUUCUCAAGAACAGUGAUUUAACAAAGCACAAGAGAAUCCACACUGGAGAAAAACCUUUCCACUGUGAAAUUUGUGGGAAAUCUUUCACUCAAAAUUGUACGCUUGUACUACACACUCGGAGUCAUACUGGAGAAAAGCCUUUUCAUUGUAAAAUCUGUGGAAAAUCUUUCAUCUCCAAUAGCGAUUUAACAAGACACUGUAGAAUACACACUGGAGAAAAACCCUACAACUGUGAGAUGUGUGGAAAAUCAUUCGCUAAUAACUCUCUUCUUGUUGCUCACAAAAAAAUACAUACUGGGGAAAAACUGUUUAAUUGUGAAAUAUGUGCCAAAACAUUUAUCACUAACAGUCUAUUGAAAACACAUAAAAAAAUACAUGCUGGUGAAAAACCUUUCCACUGUGAAAUUUGUGGUAAAUCAUUUGUCCAUAACACUGAUGUGAACAGACAUGUAAAAAUACACACUGGAGAGAAGCCAUAUCAUUGUGAAAUAUGCGGGAAAGCUUUCACUCAGAAUUCUAGUCUUUUAGUUCACAAACGUAGUCACACUGGAGAGAAACCAUUUCGUUGUGAAAUAUGUGAGAGAUAUUUUGUCACUAAAAGUGAUUUAACGAAACAUAGAAGAACACACACUGGAGAAAAACCGUAUCACUGUGAAAUGUGUGGAAAAUCUUUCGUUUACAACUCUCUUUUUGUGGUUCACAAAAGAACACACACUGGAGAGAAACCAUAUUGUUGUGAAAUCUGUGGCAAAUCGUUCGUCCAGAAUACGGAUCUAAGCAGACACAAAAGGAUCCACACCGGGGAAAAACCCUUCUACUGUGAAAUGUGCGGGAAAUCAUUCUCUGAUAAUUCUAACCUUGUUGUUCAUGAACGUACUCACACAAAAGAAAAACUAUAUCAUUAAAUACCGUAUCUCGUGUCUUGCAUACUUUUUGUCUAAAUUGGUGUACAUUUAAAACAGAAAUGAAGAAAAACACGUUUGUGGGGUGUUUCUUUUUAUAAUGCAAAUCAACAAGAUACUGCUUUCUCCCAUGUGAUAAGUGAUUUUGAAAGGUUUUUUUU
This is a messenger RNA of Octopus bimaculoides (California two-spot octopus), 2865 nucleotides long. RefSeq lists its product as uncharacterized. NCBI's taxonomy places the organism in Eukaryota, Metazoa, Mollusca, Cephalopoda, Octopoda, Octopodidae. The record is from RefSeq and is a predicted model, not a curated record.